Molecule: messenger RNA, 3782 nt
Organism: Bombina bombina (fire-bellied toad)
Lineage: Eukaryota; Metazoa; Chordata; Amphibia; Anura; Bombinatoridae
Gene: AMOTL1
Product: angiomotin like 1
Exons: 13
Coding region: 86-2920 (944 amino acids)
Biological process (GO): hippo signaling; regulation of cell migration; establishment of cell polarity involved in ameboidal cell migration
Cellular component (GO): cytoplasmic vesicle; plasma membrane; bicellular tight junction
Source: RefSeq, a predicted model, not a curated record
GGCUGAUUGUUGUGGCUGCUGGGGCUGCAGAUCGUGACUUGCACUGGCGGCUGCACCGCUCUUGUCGCUGCCGCAGUAAAACUUUAUGCCUGGCACUAGAAGAGGUGAACUAGCUGCUUGCCACAGCCAUACUAUCCCUUCACAAUUUGAAGAAGUAGUUGGAUUUCCCUAUGAAGCUCUGUACUCAGAAAGGAAUGAUCUGCCUACGGUGACCACAGAAGCAGGUGCCACUGGGGCACAGCAUGCAGGUGAGCCAUUGUCCAGCUUCAGAUCUCAGGAUUUUCUGUGGAUAUCAGAGGUGGAAAUGAGAGGUUCUGAAGAUGCUGCUACAGGAACAGUGCUACAAAGGCUAAUCCAAGAACAGCUGAGGUAUGGCGACACAAAUGAGAACAUGAAUCUCCGGGCAAUACAACAUCAGGCUACAGGGAGUGCAGGACCAGCUAAUGCAAAUACUCUUUCAUCCACUGAAAACCUCACUCAAGAAGACCCACAAAUGGUCAAUCAUUCAGCACGUCAAGAACCUCAGGGGCAAGAACAUCAGGUGGACAACUCUGUGAUGGAGAAGGCUCUGAGGAACAAUCAGCCUCAACAAAAUAAUGAAGAACUUCCAACCUAUGAAGAGGCAAAGGCUCAGUCCCAGUUUUUCAGGGGCCAGCAAACAGGACCUGUAAGCCCAGGGUUUUACGUUGCUGGAGUAGUAGCUAAUCAUAAGUCAAAAACUGAGGGAAGGCCAGCUGUAAGUCGAGCCAACAGUGGACAGGCACACCAAGAUGAAGCACUUAAAGAACUCAAACAAGGUCAUGUUCGCUCUAUGAGUGAGAGGAUAAUGUUAUCACUUGAAAGGAAUGGAGCUAAGCAAAACACCUCUACUUCAGGCAGCAUGAAAGGAGGAAAAAAUGGGCCUCCAUCUUCAGCUCCACCCUCUGUAAAAGGGAUGGAGCUGAGAGGACCACCUCCAGACUACCCCUUUAAGGUUAAACACGUGGUAUCUCCUACAGCAAAGACCCAGGAACAAGGGCACUUUUACAAUGAGCAACACCCAGGAGUACAGGAAAUUGUUAAACCUUAUUCUGCACCACAGCCAGCACGAAGUGAGGUAUCUAUAGUUCGAUACCAGCCUCCACCUGAAUAUAAUGUAACAAGCCGUCAAUUCCAGCAGAUUCCAUUCCCCUCCAUGACAUUGCAGCAUCACAGUCCUAUGUCUUCACAUGCGUCUUCAAACAGCAGCUCUCUGUACUCCACAACCUUAUCACUUUUGCCUAUGGGCAUGAACUCUCACCCACCUCCAUCUCCUUCACCGAACCAGCAGCUGCCACCUGAAACGUUUGCCAUAGUUGAGCGGGCUCAGCAUAUGGUGGAGAUUUUAACCAAGGAGAACCAUGUUCUGCGCCAGCAAUUGGAGAGCGGUUACGAAAGAGAAGACAAGCUCCAAAAGUUUGAAACUGAAAUUCAGAAGAUUUUUGAGGCUUAUGACAGUCUAGUAAAGUCUUCUACAAAGCGGGAAUCUUUAGACAAAGCCAUGAAAAACAAGUUAGAAGGCGAAAUUCGUAGACUACAUGACUUUAAUCGGGAUUUAAGAGACCGGCUUGAAACGGCCAACAGGCAGCUAUCCAGCAGAGAAUUUAAUGGGCACGAGGAUGCGUCGGAAGAGGGACAUUAUGCGUUAAAAAGCAAAGAAUACCUGAAGGAAAAAGAAAGGUUGGAGAGGGAAUUGGCAGCUAUGCGAACAACCAAUGAAGACCAGAGGCGACACAUCGAAAUCCUAGACCAGGCUUUGAGCAAUGCGCAGGCCAAAGUAGUCAGACAGGAAGAAGAGCUGCGUAAGAAACAGGUCUACGUGGAGGAGGUUGAAAAGUUGCAACAAGCGCUGACCCAGUUGCAAGCAGCAGGAGAGAAGCGAGAACAGCUGGAGAGUGGGCUCCGUAAGCGGCUUGAGAGAGAAGUGGAAUCCUUGAGAAUGCAGCAGAGACAAACAAAUUGCCAGACAUCUAACACACUGGAGUAUAAUGCCCCAGCCCUUAUGGAUUUGUUGCGGAAACGAGAAGAGACCAUCUUAGCUCUAGAAGCAGAUAUGACCAAGUGGGAGCAGAAGUAUUUGGAAGAAAGUGCCAUGCGGCAUUUUGCCAUGGAUGCUGCUGCGACUGCUGCUGCCCAACGUGAUACGACAAUCAUAAAUCACUCAAGGAGUGGAAGCCACAAUGACGGUUCUUUGGAGGUCCGAAUAUGGCAUGAAGAGGAGGAAAUCAUCCAGGCCAACAGAAAGUGCCAAGACAUGGAACACUCGAUAAAAGAUCUCCAUGCCAGAAUCAUUGAGCAGGAUGCCAUGAUUAAAGUUCUUCAUCAACGUUCUCGAAAGGAUCAGGGGAAAAGUGACAACUCCAGUUUACGCCCAGCCCGCUCGGUACCGUCUAUAGCCGCUGCAGCCGUCACAACGACAUCGACAGGAACUCAUUCCAGACAGACAUCUCUGUCCAGCAAUCAGGCUGCAGAGGAAAAGAAGGAAGAUAAAAUACGUAAAGGCAGUGUAGGGUUGCUUAAGGGGAGAGACCAUCAUGAAAGUCUAUCUCCUUCCUUUCUGCUUCCACCACCAUCAUUUUUUCUGCCACCAACUGCCCAACAAGUGGCAACUCAACUAGUAACUGCAUCACACAUGAAAACAGGAAGCAAAGAUAACAGCACCCAAACCGACAAAAACACAGAGCUCUUCUGGCCAAACAGCGGUUCUUUCCCAGGAAGGGGGCGGAUAAACAUGACGCCCUCUAGCAGUCCUCUGUUACGGCACACUACUAACAAGGGAUGCGAGAGAUCAGAUAAUUCACCUGUACUCGGUAAGACCCCCGACCAUAAGGGCAAAGUCAGCUGCGCUUCACAAAAGACUGAAUUUCCAGAACCAGACAAUAUGGUGGAAGUACUUAUUUAAAGACUACUUUCAAUAUGACAUUACAAGAUAAUCAUUAUGUGCGAGUCAUUAAGUAGACUGCUUGCGUCAUCAGGAAUAUCCUGCAAGACUUUUGUGUAUUUGUUGGAAAAGUCAUCGAUGAAGACAUUUUUAGAUCUUUGUCUUCAUUUUAUUGGUACUUUUUUGUAAAUACUUGGUUGCAUUUUGCGUUAAAAAAAGGUCAAAACAGCAUUGAAUGCACAAGUUCAAUACAAUGGCAACUUUGGACAUAAGAGGAAUAUCCCAUGGUGCUCCUGGCUUUGUGCCCACAUGUUCAGCUGAUGCUUCUGAACAAAUUACAAAUUAUUGGAACCCUACAAAGACCAUCCUGAGGUUGUCAGUUCAAUUAUAGCACAGUCACAUCUAGGGAAGAACAGGUCUCAGAGAAUAUCUGUAUUAUGUAUAAUAAAAAAAAAAGAUAUUUUAUUACUUUUUAUAGACGCUGAUCGCACUGUGCUGUGGACGGGCAUCAUGUGGUGCUUUAAGAGCAUUCUGGGAGAAUGUGUAAAUACAAAACUGUGUAAUAUUAAUUUAUUUUGCAUUCAAUAACCACAUUUGCGACAUUUAUAAGUUGUUUGCAUUGAAAUUUGUCUACUCCUGCGUUGGCAGAAUAUUCAGAUACAUGUGAGACCCCAACUGUACACUGAGAUUCAAACCAUAAAGUGACAACGUUAAAAUAUCUUGGGAUACUUUAUGAGAAGAACUAUUUGCACAAAUACUUUUGUCAGCUUUUAUUUUCCUCUUUUACCUUUUUUGUAUUUGUUUUUUAAUUUUGUAAAAACGAUCUGUAUAUGAGCAUUUAUGUCAUGAAUUGGAGCAUGAAUUUUUAAAAGUUAGUAACGUA